ACCGCUUACCGAUGAUGCAUUGCUCGCCCGAGAGCGCACGGGAAAACAACAAGACUGCACUGUCAUAGCCGGGAACUGUAGAAGAAGGCGUGGGGCAGACAGGCAGGCGCAUAUGACCCAAUGUCUCUUCUUCGACCAACAUGCGCACUCGCACGGCGACUGUGUACCACACAACCACAGCUGGAGCAACCUUACAAAUCGGGUUUGCUAGCUCUUUUACAACGACACAGAUCAUUACGACCGCAAUGCCGCUCCUUCACCUCCACACCCCACUACCGAGCGAAAGUCAUAGACACGCCACAGCACCCUGUCAUCCCACAAUCACGCAAGCGCACUGUACGGAUAGGGUCAUUACCCGAAGGCCCCGUGCAGGACCAGACAAUACAGCGUAUAUUUGGCCGCCGAUUAUCAGCACAGGAUGGCAACAACGUGCUGCGCAUACUGCACCACCGGCGGACGGCAGGCUCGCUCGCCGACUACGGCGUAGAUAACCUAGGCAAGCAGUUCACGCACGUGAAUAGGGAGUUGGCAUUAAAGGGACUUGAAUGGCUCCGCGAGAAAUAUCCCAUAGAUGAAGCGCGCGCCGCAGAAGAAUGGGCAGAGAAGGAAGCAAACCGCAUCGCCUACGAAUUAUGGCUGGCCGACCCAGAAACAGAGUCCAAGUACAAGGACCCCGCUCGUGCAUUCCGCGAACAGCAGGAGAAGGAGGAAAAGGAAAGACUGCAGCAAGAAGCCGAUAACCGCAAGAUUGGCAUACUACACGCAGGCAAGAGUCAAUUCGAGCUCAACAUUGAGGAGAAGCGGAGACAGCGUCUCGAGGAAAUCACACGCAAAGCAGAAGAGAAGGAGCGCGAGGAACGGGCAAUGGAAGAGAAGCUUGCGACAGGAGAAUGGGUCCGCACACCCACAGGUACCCAACUCAUGAAGCCGGGUCAAGAAACCUACGUCGACGUCUUCGGCCGCGAGCAAGUCAGCCGCAGGAAAGAGAUCAUGGAGAAGUACCGCCAGGAAUCCGUCACCACCAAAGCAAAAACUCCAGAGGAACUUCUCGCAGAGACCACUCUCCUUCAACGCCUCUACCCCAUGACCGCCUUCGUUCUCUUCACCGUAAUCCUCUCCUGGGGCUUUGCACACUACUACAUCCCGCCGGACCCAUCCUGGCGCCUCUUUCCCGACCUCGCCCCCUCAACCGCCACCGUCGCCGCUCUGGUUGCCGCAAACCUCGUCGUCGCAGGCUUAUGGCGCGUCGUGCCCCUCUGGCCCUUGAUGACGCGCUUCUUCAUGCACGUCCCCGGUUACCCACGCGCCGUCCAAAGCAUCCUCAACGUCUUCUCCCACCAGCAAUAUGAGCACCUUCUCGCAAACAUGAUGAUGUUGUCGCUUGUUGGCUUCGCGUGCUGCGAUCUCGUGGGCCGCGGCGUGUUCAUGGGCACGUAUAUUAGUGCUGGCGCUGUAGGUACGCUGGCCUCCCUUUACUGGGCGAAUGUUGGCAAGGGGAAUAUUACUUCGUUUUCUGUGGGUGCCUCGGCGGCUAUCUGGGGUGUCGCGGCCCUGUACUGCUUGCUUACGGAUCAGGAUACUAUCAAACUGCCCGUUCCCAAGGAUGCAGAGGUUACAUUUUGGCCCAAGAUGCUGUUUGCGGCGUUUUUGGUCUUGGAACUUAUAAGUGCCUCCAAGAAGAGGGUCAGUACGGUAGAUCAUGCGAGUCAUUUUGGAGGCAUGUUUGUAGGGAUUAGUACGGCGGGAUAUUUGAGAGCGACAGGGUGGCAUGGGAGGAAGGGCGGGGCGCAGGAUAGUGUACAGGAGAGGGCGGGCGUAGAGCCGAAUGUGGUUGACCCUGGGGCUGCUGUUAGGGAGGGGAUCAGGGAGGUUAGGGCUACGUUGACGAAAGAUAAGUAG
This is a messenger RNA of Pyrenophora tritici-repentis Pt-1C-BFP, 1899 nucleotides long. Its product is annotated as GlpG, membrane protein. Lineage: Eukaryota; Fungi; Ascomycota; Dothideomycetes; Pleosporales; Pleosporaceae. Gene Ontology annotation, molecular function: serine-type endopeptidase activity. The record is from RefSeq and is a predicted model, not a curated record. Gene Ontology annotation, cellular component: membrane.